GGCCACGGCUGCUUAUUUGGGAUGCACUGGAGUGAACACGAAUCACUUGCGUGUAAGAGAGAAUCACGGUGCCAAGCUAGUGGCUACAGUGGCUAAUUUGGUCAGUACUGACAACUGAGUGAAGAAGCUCUUGCGUGUGAGAGAGUAUCACAGCGCGAAUCUUGUGGACACGGCGGCCUCUUACCUGUGCAAUAUUCCUUUGUAAGCAUCUCAUCUGUUUUAGAUAAAAAGGGGUUGUAGCCCUGCUCCAUUAAAAGCAUAACCGAAGAAGCAGCAUUAGGGUGUUACCUGCGCAAGAGUAGUUCGCAGUUUCUAGAAAGAAAAUAAACACCACUGGAGCUGAACAGCAGCUUGACCAGGGAACCUACUGGUCGAGCCAGUUGGUGUAUUCAGUCAGUGACCGGCCGGCGGCGAGCUUAGUCGGAUGAAAGCAAAUAAGCAAUACCAGGCAAUCCUCUGAUCACUGGUGCUGGGUGCACCAAAUCUGCUCUCCUGAAACUAGUGCUUUUCUCCCGUGUACGACCAAAUCUGGUUCUCUUGGAAGGAAUUCUGGAAGCGCACAUAUGUUGAACAGCACCACCAAACACACCAAAUACUUAUCUAGCAUAACCAAAUAGAAAUAGUGUACUUGCUAGCAGAAUGGAAAUCCAAUGCCCUAAGUUGUUUUAUAUGUGUAUCUGUAAUCCUCUAUAGUGUACCAAUUUUGAACAUUGAAUCUACAUUUCUUUCUCUAUCAUCGUGGCACCCUAAAAUUGAUAUACCAACAAGGCCUUGGCUUGCGUGGAAAGAAGCAAGCAAAGUAUGGGCGGGGUCCGGCCACCCUUGUUCUAAGGAGGGUAUGGAGAUAUUUUAUGCCGCCACUACAAUCACCCUUGGUAGCAAGCUCCGUGGCUUGACGGGAGGAAGCCCAUUGAGAUUGUCCCUCUCCUCUAUGCCUCUUCCAAGAAUAUGAUUUGAAGGUCUUGCAAGCAAUGUAUGAAGACGCUUGUGUUGGGUUGCGAAAAUUGACUUGACACGUCCUUUUACCACUGACCACCUCUCCCAGUUUGUUGAGCUUUGGUCCCUUAUCGUGAAUGUUUAACUUCACCAAGACUUCGAGGAUGGCAUCACUUGGAGACUCACUUCAAAUAGCCAAUAUUGAACCAAAUCGGUUUAAGAGAAGCAAUUCUUGAAUCCUAUUCAUAGGGCCAGAUGCCCUGAAAGUAAGGUUCUUCACUUGGUGUGUAAACCAAAAUUAUAUUUGAACGACAGAUCGCUUUUUACUACGAGUGGAUGCAAAACAGGGCCAGAUUUAGGUCUGGCUAGCAAAUAGGUCCCCAUGUUGGAGAUGCCCUCGCCACUGUCCAAGUCGGCCAAAGCCAGGCCUUCACCAGUCGCUCCUCCCUCACCAUCUGUUGCUGCCGCUACAGAUUCUUACCGAGUCACCGGCCACCACCGCUCCCUGGCACCGCUUGCCUCCUCAUGCUUCCAAUCCCUUGUCGUCUGAACUCUGAAGUCAGGCCGUCCCUGCCCGGUGGUCGCCUCUUCCCUCUGGUGCUAGCGCUGCUGCUAGCCUGAAAUUCCAGUUCCUUCGCCUCUCGGCGCGUGGGUUGCCAGUGCUAUCAGCCGUGCCAUACCAUUGCAGCCCAGCAACGCAUUGAGCACAUUACCCUCCACACUACACAUUCAGAAUUUGAAUAGUUUACUAGUUCUACGUAGGUCAGGAUGGUGUGUUAACUGCAAUUGCAACUAAACAUCGAUCGUCCAUGAGUAUGAUUUGACAGGCACAACUUUCUAAGGAGAAAUGGUCGAGGUAGAGCAGCCGAUGGAAAAUCAUGCAGCAAGCAUCAGCCGCAUCACAUCAGAUGUCCUACACGAGAUCCUUCUCAGGCUUCCGAUCAGCUCUCUCCUUAGAUUCCUCAGAACAUGCCACCAAUGGCGCGACGUAAUCCUCGACCCUUGCUUCGUCAUGGGACACGCUAGUCGUGCACCUGAGCACCUUCUCCUCUUCCUGCCUAGAGUGGAUGCUUCAGCCAGCCACAAGAUUGGCAUGCCUGGCCGUGUAAAGCUCUUCGACGAGAAAUGGUCCGUGUCAACAUGGGCAGCGUCAUCCAUGGAACAUGACGACCACCUCUUCGCAUCUUGCAACGGCCUGCUCUGCUUCUACAGGAAGUACACGCUGAAGAUCGUCAACCCCACGACCGGCCAAUCCCUGCAUCUCUCGAAACCGGAUGGGAAACUGUUCCGUGACCUGUACUACCUGUACAGCUUCGGCUUCCACCCAGCGACAGGGGAGUACAAGCUCAUAUACUUCCACCAUGAGCCCCGACAAGGCAGGUCGUCAGGGCAGCCGUUCUGCUUCGACAGCAUCCAGGUGUACACCCUCGGAGAAGACAGGUGGAGGGAGAUCAGAGCACCAAAAGAGAGCUGCCUGGUGAACCUUGGAGUCGUCAACGUGGAUGGCGCGAUGUACUGGAUCACAGAAGAGGAAGGGACGUGCUGCGGCGUGGCAGUCAUGAGGUUCGAUCUCAAGGACGAGACCUUCACAACCUUAAGGCCUCCGCCGCUCAAGGCUUGCGAGGCGAUAGACGCGCCUUGCGAGGCCCCCGACCGCUCUUACUACGUAACCGAGGUGGACAAGAAGGUGUGCCUGGUGACUGUCCCGUUUAACUGCAGCGCUCCCCGGUGGCGCCGCUACAAUGCGGAGGUUUCAGGAAGGAUGGACGUUUGGAUGCUCGAGAGUCCCACUGAAGAUAGGUGGUUUCUGAAGUACAACAUCGAUCUGCCGUCCUCCGCUCCGCGGUUCGUCCCUCAGCCAUGCUUCAUCCGCGGGGAGAAGAUCUUGCUGCACGAUCGCGAGGGUGAUGCAUUCUGCCAAGAUCUGCAGGGCGACGGCAUGCAGAUCGAGGAGUGCAGUGAGGUGAAACUGCUAAACUUCAGGCCUCACAGGUACUACGAGACGCAGUCCUACCUGUACAAGGAGACCCUUGUCCCGUUGGAUGUGUACGCCGGGGCGGCCAUUGUUCGCGCGCCGCACUGGCCUCUCGCCCCACCUGGUUUUACUGAUCGUAUUAGGUUGCAGCAAGAUCCUCUAGUUUAA
Messenger RNA from Lolium rigidum, 3079 nucleotides. RefSeq names its product F-box protein At1g11270-like. The coding region runs from base 1784 to 3079 and encodes 431 amino acids. The record is from RefSeq and is a predicted model, not a curated record. Gene Ontology annotation, molecular function: protein binding. The transcript is spliced from 5 exons. NCBI's taxonomy places the organism in Eukaryota, Viridiplantae, Streptophyta, Magnoliopsida, Poales, Poaceae.